Chrysoperla carnea is the source of this 6719-nucleotide messenger RNA. It is a transcript of the gene Mhcl, whose product is annotated as unconventional myosin-XVIIIa. The transcript has 23 exons. The record is from RefSeq and is a predicted model, not a curated record. Bases 251 to 6646 code for a protein of 2131 amino acids. Gene Ontology annotation, molecular function: cytoskeletal motor activity; protein binding; ATP binding. Gene Ontology annotation, cellular component: myosin complex. NCBI's taxonomy places the organism in Eukaryota, Metazoa, Arthropoda, Insecta, Neuroptera, Chrysopidae.
UGUUUUUUUUGUGUUAUUGAAAAAGUGAUAUGUUUAUUUAUGUGUUUUGAGUGUGACAUUUAAAAAAUAAUGUUUUAUUUUGACAUUUCUAAUGUGACAACUACUAUAGGAUACACUUUUAAUAUAAAACAAUUGAAUUCUAACGAGUAGCAUCAACGAUUCUCGGUCUACAGACUUUUGUGUAUAUCAUCCACAACUAUACCGAAUCGUCUUUGUUGUAACACUCACAAUCCACACAACUCCUUCUAUUAUGUUCAACUUUAUGAAGAAAGGUGUUGGUGGUGGUUCGGGGGCUUCUACUGAGCGUGACAGAGAAGAUAAAGAACGCCGGAAACGUGAAAAAAAGGAACGGAAGGAAAAACAGAAACGUGAUCGGGGUAGUAUGUCUGCUGAAGAAUUACUCAGGCUAGACGAAGUACGACGUUCAUUAAAAAUACGAGGCAGACGAAAAGAAAAAGAGAAACUGCCGUCGGGUAUUACGGCAGACUAUACAGCAUCAUUCUUGGCAAGUUUAGAACGUGAUAUCCAACCACCUGGAUCACCUGGUAGCGGUAGUACAUCCACUUGGAUACGCACUGCAGAUGGUUUAACACAAUCGGAUAGUUCUGAAGCCAGUCUUAACUCAUUAACAAAUAAUCCAAAUCAACAACAACCAAAACAAUUACCUCCAGUUCCACCGCGUCCACCAAAACGUGGCAUAUUAAAAGGCCCUCGUACAAGCAUUACCAUUGACUCAUCCACAUUUCAUUCAAUCCAAAAUGGAAGUCAUAGUAAUAACGAUAUAAUUGGAAUGAAUAAUUUAAUCAGAAAUACAUUACAAAAUGAAGUAAUUGCAUACCAAAAUGUUCCAGCAACGCCAACCAAUCAAAAUCUACAUCAUUCAUCCCAACAUGGCGGCAACAAUGGCGAAUUAACAAACGGCUCCAAAAAUUUGACAAAUAAUUUAUUAGUAAUCACUUCAACAUCCCCCAGUGUAGAUAGUUUAACCGAUACAACAACAAAUUCCUCAUUUGCAACACCUCCGUUUAGUUUGAGUCCUGUGGGUGAAUCACAAGGUUUUCAUCGAUGGACACGAACUGCUAAUUUUGAUGAUAUGAAUUUACCCUUACCAAAUAUAGUGCCGUUAGUGUUACCGAAACCGCGGACGUUAACAAUACAACGGCAACCAGCACCUCGAAAUGAUUUCGGUUUUUCAUUACGACGUGCUAUGAUUGUCGAACGUAAUGUGAAUGAAAGUGGUGUUGUUAUGAAAGCGGUGAUUUUCGCUGAACCGGGUGCCAUUGUGCAAAAUAAUAAUGAAACUGGUUUGUUACCGGGUGAUCGGUUGUUAGAAGUGAAUGGUGUUAAUGUUGAUGAUAAAACACGUGAAGAAAUUAUUGACUUAAUUAAAAGUUCAAAGGAUUCUGUUACAGUUAAGGUACAACCAGUAGCAGAAUUAUCAGAAUUAAGUCGACGUUCGGGAGUCGAUGGUCGUCAUGUUGAAUUAGACGAUAGUAAUAUUCGAUGUGGAACACUUCGACGUUCUGGUAGUCGACGAUUUAAACAAACUACGGCAAAGUCUGAAGAACAAGUUGCAUCCGAACGUGCCUGGUUAGAUUCUGAACGUUUAUGGUUAGUACAUCGUACAGGAUUUACUGGAUGCCGACGAGCUGCAUCACAUUAUGCAAAUGGUAAUGGCAAUACAACGACAAAUGGAAACGGUACAAAUGGUGGUAUUGAUGUACAAUCUGGAAAGAUAUCAAUACGAUUGGAUGAUUCUGGUGAAGUUCUACAAGUGGAUGAAGAUGAUCUUGAAAAAGCAAAUCCACCAAGUUUGGACAGAGCUGAAGAUAUUGCACAUUUACGUUACCUAAAUGAAUCAAGUGUUUUACAUUUAUUGCGACAAAGAUAUGCUAGUAAUUUAAUUCAUACAUAUGCUGGUCCACAUAUGAUUGUUAUUAAUCCAAUGGCGCCCCUUGCUAUUUAUUCAGAAAAAGUUGUUUCUAUGUUCAAAGGUUGUAAAACUGAAGAUAUGCCACCACAUAUUUAUUCAAUGGCACAAUCCGCAUAUAAAAAUAUGCUCUCAUCUCGUCGUGAUCAGUCAUUAGUAUUUUUAGGACGAUCUGGUUCCGGAAAGACAUGCAAUUUUCGACAUUCCUUACAUUAUUUAGCAUUAGCAGCUGGUUCAUUAAACAAAGUGAUUACAGUUGACAAAUUAAAUCACAUUUGGACAAUAUUAGAAAAUUUUGGUAAUACAAAAACACCAAUGAAUCAAAAUGCAACACGAUUUACACAAAUAUUUAGUUUGGAUUUUGACCAAUCUGGUGUAAUUGCAUCCGCUAGUAUCCAAAUAUUAUUAUUAGAACGAUCACGGGUUGCACGUCGAUUGGAAACUGCAGAUCCAACAUUCCAUAUAAUGUAUAGAAUGUUAGCUGGAGUUGAAGGUGUACUUAGGAAAGAAUUAUUUUUGGAUUCGUUAUCAUCGAAUGAAGGAAAUGUUUUUAUAACACCUCUUCAAAAACACGAAGAUAAACAGAGAGCACAAUCAGAAUUCACAAGAGUGUGUAGUGCUUUUACAGCUCUAGGAAUAACAGCGCAGGAACAAAAAAUUAUUUGGUCUUGCCUUGCGGCUGUUUAUCAUUUAGGAAGUGCUGGCGCUGUAAAAGCUGGAUCUUCAAAUUCACGAUAUCAAUUUGCAAAUCCUCAAUCAGCGCAAAGAGCAGCACAUUUAUUGGGUACAACUGUUGAAGAAUUAUCACGUAUAAUAUUUGGUUUAGCAUCCGGUGGUAUGGUUACGCCAAGUGCACCACGAGUACCAUUCCGAACGCCUUCACCAACAGAUCGUGGUUUUGAAGGCAGUGUUGUAGGAUAUGAUGCCUUAGAAGGAUUUUUAGUUGGAUUAUAUGCUGAAGUAUUUAAUUGUGUAGCGGCUUUAAUUAAUAAACAAAUUUCGGCCUCAGUUCAUACAGUAUCAUCAAUUUUAUUAAUUGACACACCCGGUUUUCAAAAUCCAGCUACAUGUGGUCGCCAAAGUGGUGCAACAUUCGAAGAUUUGUGUCAUAAUUAUUUACAAGAGAGAUUACAAUUAUUAUUUUACCAUACAACCCUAGUGGCACCCAAAGAUCGAUAUGUACAAGAACAUAUUGAGUAUAAUUUCGAGGGAGAAGCUGAACAUGAAAAUUUAAUAAAUCCUGGACCAAUGGUCAGUUUAUUAGAUAAAACUGCCCAAAAUACAAUGAUUCGUAGUUCACAAACGGAUAUUAAUGAUGCUGAUCGAAGAGGAUUUUUAUGGCUCUUAGAUGAGGAAGCCAUUUAUCCUGGUUCUACAGAUGAAUCAUUUAUGGAACGUUUAUUUACGCAUUAUGGUGAUCGGGAUCAUCAACUAUUGUUACGUAAAGCACCUGGAUUUAAUCAAUUUAUUUUACAACAUUUACAAGGAACGAAUCCAGUUUUGUAUACAGCAAAUGGAUGGCUUAAAUCUAGUCGAGAAAAUCCUGUUGCUAGAGCAGCAGUUACUGUACUUCAAGAGAGCAAUAAGGAAGAAAUAAGUAAGUUAUUUGUGGCAGUACGAGGUCUGGGACCAUCAAGUAUAAAUAUGAGCGGCUCAGUAUGUGGUAUUGAAGGAGCACAAUCAUUACGACGAGCUUCAAGUAUACGUAGAACAUUUACUGCUGGAACAGCCGCAAUUAAAAGAAAAUCAAUUUGUUUACAAGUUAAAUUCACCGUUGAUGGGCUUAUUGAGACAUUACGCAGAACCAAAUUACGUUUUGUGCAUUGUUUUUUACCACAACACAGUGCUGGAAUGUGCGAAAGUCGUACAGCAUUACUUUCAGUUCGAUCUAUUGGUGGUCAAGCUGAUGAUUCUUUAAUUAAUUUACCCUUAAUAAGAUCACAGUUACGUGGCAGUCAGAUAUUGGAAGCAACACGCUUAUACAAACAAGGAUUUCCAGAAAAUUUACCAUUAUCUGAAUUCCGUCGUCGAUUUAGUUUAUUAGCACCAAUUUGUACAACACCAACACCAGAACAACAAAAUUCAUUGAAUGAAAUAAAUACAACGAAUGGAGUAUUGGAUGAGCGUAAAGCUGUUGAAGAUAUGUUACUUCAAGUGGAUAUCGAUCAUAUGAGUUAUCGAGUUGGUUUAAGUCAGAUAUUCUUCAGGCCAGGAACACUUGCACAUUUAGAAGCUCAACGGGAUUCAUUACUAACUGGACGUGUUAUUCAUUUACAAGCACAUUGCCGUGGAUAUUUAGCGAGAAAACGACUACAAAAACGACGAUUACAAGAGACAGCUGUACGAUGUAUUCAACGGAACGUGAAGGCCUUUAUGGCGGUACGAGACUGGCCAUGGUGGAGACUUCUUGUUCGAGUUACGCCACUGUUAAAUGUUCAUCGUACAGAAGAGGAACUCAAAAAGAAAACGGAGGAACUAGAAGUUUUACGUGCAAAAGUUGAAAAACUUGAAGCUGAACGAACAACACUGAAACACGAUAAUGACAAACUUGAAGCAAAGUUAAGCGAAAUGACUGCAGAUUUAGCUGAGGAACAUUCAACGGCAACGUUAGCUGCAGAACGUUUAGAUGCUGAAACGUCAGAAAGAAUUCGAUUAGAACGUGAAUUGUCUGAAGUACAAAAUAAAAAUAAAACAUUGCAACAGACAUCGGAACGCUUAGAAAUGGAAUUGUUAUAUGCACGAUCUGAUAUUAAUGGUGUCAUUUCGGAAGAAGAUGAAGAAGGUGAAGGUGAUACUAGUGUGUAUAAAGCAAAAUAUGAACGAGCUGUCAGAGAACUAGAAUUUACACGAAGGCGAUUGCAACAACAGCAUGAAGAUGAUUUGGAACAACUUGUUGGUUUGAAAAAACAAUUAGAGAAAAAGUUAUCUGACGCAUAUGAGGAAGUCGAAGAACAGCGGCAAGUUGUUGGACAAUGGAAACGUAAAGUACAAAAAUUAACGUCAGAAAUGAAUGACUUACGAUUAUUAAUUGAAGAACAAAAUGCUAGAAAUAAUUUACUUGAGAAAAAGCAACGAAAAUUCGAUUCAGAAACCCAAUUAUUACAAGACGAAGUACGUCAAGAAAAGCAACAAAAAGAUCGAUUAAGUCGUGAAAAGGACAUUUUAUUGGCGGAAAAAUAUACUCUAGAAAGUAAUUUAGCUGAUGUACGCUUAGAAUUAGAAUUAAAAGAAGAACGAUUGAACUCAUUACAACAAGAAUAUAAUGACAUAACAUUUGGUGGAAAAUCUGAUGAUGAAGUUACUACGUUACGUAAGCAGAAACAAGAUGCUGAACGUCGUGUACAUGAACAAGAGGAAGAAUUGGAUGAUUUAGCUGGUCAAGUUCAAAUGUUAGAACAAGCGAAAGUUCGAUUGGAAAUGUCUUUGGAACAGCAACGCAAAGAGUCUCGUCGUGAAGCACAACAACGUGAUGAUGAGCUCGAAGAAGUACGGUGUAAUGCUCAGAAAAAAGUUAAAGCUUUGGAAGCACAAUUGGAAAAUGAACAUGAGGAGAGAACAUUAUUGUUGCGAGAAAAACAUUCAUUAGAACGAAGAUUAGCAGAAACCGCAGAGGCUGGACGAACAGAACGACAAGGUGAUGAAGCUUUGUUGCAGAGAUUGAAACGUGAUCUCCGACGAACAAAAGCAUUAUUACGUGAUGCACAAACAAUGCUCGAACGUAAUAAGGCUGAUAAUCCUGGUAAAGCUGUUAUUCGACAAUUGAGGAAUCAGCUUGAUGACUUAGAAUGUGCUCGUGCUGCAGCCGUAAAAGCGAAACAAACACUCGAAGGUGAAUUGUCAGAUGUACAGUCACAAUUGGAUGAUGCCCAUCGACAAAAAGCUGAGGCUGAAGAACGAGCAAAUAUUGCAAAUAGAGAACGUACAGACUUAAGAACACAACUUGAAGAGAAUGAAGAAGAAUUAGCCGAAGUAUUAAAGAAAUAUCGUGCAACCGUGCAACAAUUAUCAACAGAACAAAUGGCAUUACAAGAACAAAUAUCAAUUAAUUCUGAUAUUGAAGCUGAACGAAAUAGUUUGAAAGAACAACUGGCUGAAUUAACUAUGAAAUUAGAAGCAAUGGAAACAUUGGGCGAUCCUUCAUCUAGUGCUCAGGCGAAACGAAUGGAAUUAAGAGCAAAAGAAUUAGAAUCAAAAUUAGAAUUCGAACAAACAACACGUGCUCGAUUAGAGGUUCAAAUUACACGAUUAAAAGAAGCCACCGAUAAAUUACAAACAGAUUUAGCACAUGCCAGAACUAAAGAAGCACAAGCACAAGAUAACUUAAGAAAACUACAAAGAAGUUUAAGAGAGCUACGUGAGGAACAUACAGCGUUAGCAACACGUGAAAAUGAAUCAUUACAAAAACGUAAAGAACUAGAAAAGAAAUUAGAAUCAUCAGAAGCAGAAACAGUAGCAGCACGUGCUGAUUUACGAUUAGCAUUACAAAGAAUUGAUGACUUACAAGCGGCUAUUCAAGGUGAACUUGAAGAUACAAUAUCGGAUCAUUCUGAUAGUGAUAAUGACAGUUAUAGUUCGGAUGAAAGUAUUGAUACAUUUUUAGCAAAUCAUAAACUAAGUCCAACCAAACCUGAUCGAUCGUCUUUACAUCUUGAUACUAGUCCAAGAUCAAAUGAGAAAAGGCUCAGAGUGGGUACACCAGAAGAUUCGUUCGCAUAAAAAAAAGAUGUAGAAAGAACUGCCUAAAAAAAGUGAUAUAAAAAAGAGAAAGACUUUAACAAUUUUAUUUAAA